Messenger RNA from Liolophura sinensis, 3186 nucleotides. RefSeq lists its product as uncharacterized. The record is from RefSeq and is a predicted model, not a curated record. Gene Ontology annotation, cellular component: extracellular region. The transcript has 3 exons. NCBI's taxonomy places the organism in Eukaryota, Metazoa, Mollusca, Polyplacophora, Chitonida, Chitonidae. The coding region runs from base 53 to 745 and encodes 230 amino acids. Gene Ontology annotation, molecular function: chitin binding.
AGGUAGGGCUCCGCUUCGUUUUGUCAAGUUAAAGUUAGCCACUAGCAAAACUAUGCCGAGGAUCACUGGGGUCAUCGUGGUUGUAAUCCUCUAUGGUCUGGUUGUUAUUAACGGCGUGCCACUAAAACCAUGCGAUGACGCUGUAGAAUGGGUGCCGGACCUUGACGACUGUAGUGUGUACUAUCUCUGUGCUGAAGGGACAGCACACAAAAUGACCUGUACGGAUGGAUUCUCAUUUCAACCAGAUCACCGUGUUUGCGUUCCACAAGGAAGUGACUAUGACACAUGUAAGCCAAGUCCAUGCAGCGGUAAGACAGGGAAAAUUCCUCAUCCUGACAGCUGUGCUAUGUUCUAUGACUGCGAUACUGCCACUCGAAUUGACCAUACUUGGGAGCCCAGAUUAAGAGAAUGCACCAGUCCUAAUCUGUACAACACGGAAACAAAUCGCUGUGAGGGCUACCAACGGGUGGAUUGUGGAGAUCGGAAGGAACCAAAAAGCGCAUGUGGAUAUUACGCUAACCAGUGUCGUGUUGCCCACUGCAUUCCCUGUGUUUAUCGAUAUGCUUCUUGUGAGGGGCUGAGAAACGGACUUCAUGCAUGGCCCGGACGGGAAGGCUCACCUCAUUACAUCGGCUGCAGGCAGGAACGGGUUCUCUACCAGAGGGAAUGCCCAAGAGAUGAAGGUGUGCAAAUAUUUGACAACAAACUGAAACAAUGUGUCCUGGCGAACAGUAAUUUCGUGUAAUGUUUUGCACAAAAAGUGUAAACAAACGCCAUGACAUGGACAGUGAACAAUGCUUCGUGUCUUUAUAAAUAUCGGUAGAUUAUAAUACAUCUCUCAGUAUCUAGUCAUAAAAUUGUCCCUAUAGCUGAUACCUCGAGCCAGGUUUACUUUUUAUGCAACCGGGGUGAUUCUUUUUUGUCUGAUGCUGGGGUAUCAAUUUAUAAAAUCAAACAGUCCUGGUGCCUCUGUGAGUCUCAACUAAAUUAAUAUGUCUGAUUUUGUUAUGUCAAAUACGAGAUUCCUCUGGACAUUUAUUCACAAUUCAUUCCGAACAUUGUUAAUAACUGUUACGUAUUUUCUUACCUUUUAUAUUCUGUCUUUAUUUGAGGGAAAUAUAAAUCAUUUGGUAAUUUCGACCUGAACGAUUGCUGACCGUGUCAAAACCAGGUGACAUUCUGUUCCGGUGACCUUUCACUCAAUACCAGGUGCAAGCAAACGGUAUUAGCGAAAUGUCAACUCUUCCUAGGCGGGCGACAUUAAGUGAAUGUCAGUCUUAUGGAUCCAGGUACGGUGUAUACACCUAUGCAGGCUUUUUAAAUUUUGUGCCCGUUUACGAAAACCUUAAUUCCACAUACGAGGGUAUAACGUUGAUACACUAUGUUGAAAACUAGCACAACUUUGGGUUUUUCUUCCUACCUGUUUGACGUUUUAUAUUGUUUUUCAUUUUACAAUUUAUUGAUUUAAAAAAGUAGUGUAAUGUAGGACUUUAUUUGUUAUAUUACACCUGUCGUCGAGCUUGAUAAUAAGGCUGUGGCUAAUAUAAGUUCUGUACAAAUGCAUGUUCGUUUGAGUCACGCCAGUCACGGGUUGUACUGUUUUGUCGUCAGGCCUGUCUAUGCGUACGUUCGUUCUUGUUGUCAAAACUUUCUCCUGUUUUAUAUAUUCUUUAACGAGACUAAUAUCAGUGUUACUUAGGCGACACCAGCAUUGUGUAACCUUUGCCGUAGGAUUAAUAUGUCCCUGGUUGAAGUGUGAUACGAAGCGGAAAUGUAUGAGUCAUUUUUCCUUUGAAAGAACAUAAACCCAAACAGGAAACAAUCUUUUAUGUAAUAUAUUUCGUAAUAAGUUCGUAUAGAUAUACAUUAGAAGCUACAUUGUAUAACCAUAUCGUUAGUUAUCCACGAAAAAUAACCUUACACAUGAAUACCUGUGUUUAGUUUUUUCUUGUAUAUUUUAAAAAAUGCGAUGGCCAUGAGUUAACGGUAAGUGAUUCUAAUAAUUUGUAUAAUAAUACAAUAGAGAAAUAACUGGCACAUAGAAGCCCAUUACUGUAAGUGUUAAUGUCACAUCUUUUGUGUAAAAGAGGAAGAAUGGCCUAGGCACUAUGUGCCAGACAUGUGCUCCCUAUAGUUGUAAAAAUUGUAUCUGUCUCGCUGUUAAGAUAAAUAAGUACCGGUAUGCAAAGAUUUCUCAUCUGCAAGCUGUGCUACGUGCUGUUGGACAUGAUGUGAUCUUUCUGUAAGGCACAUUGUUAUCACUGGGGACAUUUAUCGGUAUGUAAAUAUUUGUGACGGUUUUGUGGCUUGACCUCUGAGGUGUCUCCUUGUUGUUGGCAGACUGCACCAUCAAAUAACCUUUCACUCACGUUAUCAUGUACUCUGAGACGCAAACAUCUUCCUAUACACUAGAAUGUUCUUUCUCCCCUACCACGCCUCAAUGACUGAUCAGCAUCCUGGAUUGUGCCAUUAGAAUACACAAUGUGACAUCAGAGUACACAAUGUGCCAUUAGAAUACACAAAAUGUGCCAUUAGAAUAUACAAUAUGCUAUUAGAAUACACAACGUACCGUUCGAGCCCACUAUGUGACAUUAGAUUACACAUUUUGAAAUUUUAGUACACACUGUGACAACACAGUACACAAUGUGACAGAACACGCUAUGUUUGUGACCCAGCUGUAAAUCAAUAUCUGUACUACUUGUGGUGUUCAAAGGUUCCACUGUCUGUGUGUCAGAUUAUUGUUUCUCUGUAAAAUAUUCAUAUUUAUAUAUCAAUUUACAUCUGGCUUUAACGUGUGUUGUCAUCUUGCCGUAUACAUUUUACUCAGCUGCAAUAAUUGGUGAUCAUGUUGGCCUUUGUUACACAUUCGCGAUAUUUAUUUUAUUUCAACGGUUGAUGAGUAUAUUUUAUUAUUUUCCUUUGGAAUAUUAGCGUAUACUUUUUUAUUUUUACGAGAAUAGCGCCAAGUAUUAUGGUUUAGCUUAUUUACCUUUUUCACUUGUGGAUUUUGAUUUGAAUACAUGCGUUGUUUAAUCUAUACAUUAAAUUUAAGCAGACAAAUACAUCACCUUUUGCCCUUUUUAUGUUCUCUAAUUUUCUGGUGAGUUGACGCAGUUGAUGUCAGUUAUGUCAGAAAGAACUACAACUGGAAUCGGGUAGGUCUCUACAACCUUGACAUAAACCGCA